AUGAUCGCACCUCAAGUUUUGGCGCCUCACAUCGCCCACCUCACGGCGGCCUCGCCCUUGCAGGCUGGCCCGCUGUCCACUGCUCUCUGCGACCUCUCUCUCGCCGUGCAAUGGUGUGAGCUCCAUCCGUUGCAGCUCCCCGGCACCCAGUGGGUUGCCGUUGUUGGACGCAAGAGGAAGGACGACCCCCUCCGCGCCGUGCUUCCGUUGCCUCUGCACACGACCGCCCUCACUCCCAAGGAGCUGCGGACCAUCUUCGCGUCUCUGCUUGAGAUCACUGUUGACUCGCUGCCUGAGGCUCUCCCUCCCCUCGCGCCCAGUAUGGCCGACCUCCGGAUCCAGUUGGCGGACAAGACUGGCGAGAAGCAGGAGGUCGACGAGGAGCCCGAGUCGUCCGAGGUGAACGACACCUUUGAUCCCGACACCCUUUACGUCGCGAUCAAUGACCCCGAUUCCACUGUCGUCUACUACAAGCUGUCGCGAGGUAUCCGCAAGCCUCAUGACAUUCCGGACGAGUGA
Molecule: messenger RNA, 519 nt
Organism: Trichosporon asahii var. asahii CBS 2479
Lineage: Eukaryota; Fungi; Basidiomycota; Tremellomycetes; Trichosporonales; Trichosporonaceae
Exons: 2
Coding region: 1-519 (172 amino acids)
Biological process (GO): tRNA splicing, via endonucleolytic cleavage and ligation; tRNA-type intron splice site recognition and cleavage
Cellular component (GO): tRNA-intron endonuclease complex
Molecular function (GO): nucleic acid binding
Source: RefSeq, a predicted model, not a curated record